This is a messenger RNA of Anas platyrhynchos (mallard), 4759 nucleotides long. Its product is annotated as T-box-containing protein TBX6L. The record is from RefSeq and is a predicted model, not a curated record. Gene Ontology annotation, molecular function: RNA polymerase II cis-regulatory region sequence-specific DNA binding; DNA-binding transcription factor activity, RNA polymerase II-specific. Gene Ontology annotation, cellular component: chromatin; nucleus. Gene Ontology annotation, biological process: positive regulation of DNA-templated transcription; cell fate specification; regulation of transcription by RNA polymerase II. NCBI's taxonomy places the organism in Eukaryota, Metazoa, Chordata, Aves, Anseriformes, Anatidae.
CCCCAGGUGUGCAGGGGCAGAGAGCAUUCCCAUUCCCCAGUGCAGGAGAGGACGGGCAGCACUAUGCAGCAUUGUGCUUUUGGCACUUUCCUCUGCUGUGUGACAAAGCUGGUCUUGCUGCUUCUGAGCUGUAAAGUCCUUCAAAAAGUACUCAUCCUGUGCAGAUGGCAGAGUACCCUUUGCAAAGAGCUGCCAAGAUGCUCUGAGACCGUGGCCUACAUGCACCUGCUUGUUCAUAGGGCAGAACGGUGUCCUGGAAAUGCUGCCUGGAUGGAGGUGGUGCAUCCUGUGCAGCCACUCGCAGACUCAGAUCCUGAUAGCCACAGUCUGCAGCUGACACACGCUGUUCUUAUCUGUUCUGCGGUCUGAGAGCCCUCAUCACCAGCCAGAGAUGGUGAAGUGCUCACCCUGUCUCAAAGAGCUCUCAGUUCAGAAGCCCCAGCCAUUGCUGCAGAUCCUUCCUCUCUUUGUCCCUUUGGACAUCAAAGGAUUGCAAGGGGACAGCCCUGGCGAGAAGCUCCUCCCUGCUCAUUAGCCUCCAUAAAACAAGAACUCACCUUGGCUAGCUGUGCUUGGAGUCCCAUCCUCAUCUCAGUCACUCUUGACACUGGAUCUCAGAUGGAACGGCUUUUGCUUGCUGCAGGAAAUCAGACCUGCUUUUGAACUGGAAUAUUUGGGCUCCCUUUUUACGGACUCUGGUGGCUGAGCAACUUCCUAGACUCCACAGUACAUGGAAAAAUGCAAGUUUUAUCAGACGUGAAAGCACCGUGUGAUGCACUUCCUUCCCCCAGCCUGGAGCCCUACCCGCAGAGCUCCAUCGUGGUCACCCUGGAGGACAUGGGGCUCUGGAUGAAGUUUCAUCAGAUAGGAACUGAGAUGAUCAUCACCAAAUCCGGCAGACGCAUGUUUCCACAAUGCAAAAUCAAAGUCUCUGGCUUAAUCCCAUAUGCCAAGUACCUCAUGCUGGUAGAUUUUGUGCCAGUGGACAACUUCAGGUACAAGUGGAAUAAAGAUCAGUGGGAAGUUGCUGGAAAAGCAGAGCCCCAGCUCCCUUGUCGCACCUACGUCCACCCAGAUUCCCCAGCUCCUGGCAGCCACUGGAUGAAAGAGCCUGUCUCCUUCCAAAAACUGAAGCUCACCAACAACACUCUGGAUCAACAUGGGCACAUCAUCCUCCACUCCAUGCACCGUUACAAGCCUCGCUUCCACAUUGUGCAGGCAGAUGACCUCUUCAGUGUCCGCUGGAGCAUCUUCCAAGUCUUCAGCUUCCCUGAGACUGUCUUCACUUCUGUUACUGCCUACCAGAACGAGCAGAUCACAAAGCUGAAGAUUGACAACAAUCCAUUUGCUAAAGGUUUCCGGGAGCACGGGAAGAACACUCGGCGGGAAGGACGAGCCAAAUCCCAGAAGCCCAGUCCAGCCAAGGGCCAGAAGAGGAAGCUGCCUGAGGAAAAGGAGUCUGGUGCUGAGGAACGUGAUUUUGAGAAAGAUGAGAAUGUGGAUGUGAAGGAAGAGAGUAACCCCAUCGCCGUCAGCAGUGGCUACCCCUUCUGGAUCUCCGAGCAGAACGGCAGCCAUGCCUUUACUGCAGCAUCGCCAGCACCGACCGACCAGAGGGAGGGUCCAGCCAGAGAGCAGCAAGUGCCUACCCCAUCCUACCAGACAUACCGGUUCCAUGAAGCUGGGGACAGCCAGCAGCUUCCCGCCCGCGACGUCGCCGCCUUGAAUGACUUCCGAGCAAGGUGCCACCCCUUGGAUCUUGCCACAGUGCCUGAGCACGACUCCAAACAGCUCCCAGAGGGCUUCACCAACCUGCCUCCGCUCCCCCCGCCUCUGCCCCCUCCCCAGGACUAUACGGGAGUGGUGAACAUGGCUCUGGACUCGGUGGGGAAACCUGGAGCCCGAGCGCCCAUGUACAGUCCGUACGGCACCGAGCAAGGUCUUGGCCAGUGGAUGGUGCCCUCCCACAGCCAGUACAGGGCAAUGAGCUACUCGGCCUUCUCCACAGAUUACAACGCACAGGGGGCUUCAGGACAUGCCCACGGGACGAUGGCAGAGUGGAGCCAGUACCCGCUGUUCCCCUAUGCCUGCUGGUGAGCAGGGAAGAACCUUCCCCAUGAAAAGACUAAAAGAAAAUUGUAAAUGAGGACAGAUUUGCUCUGGGAUGUUAACCUUGAAGCCUUGUCUACACUAGACAAGGAGGCAUUGCCGCACACGGGAGCAUGGGACACCUUCAAUUCCUUGUCUCCUUGCACAACAACCCUCGUGGUAUUUCACAAGCAGCAGCCGAACUGCUGGCUGCCACGCCUAUGGCAGUGCACAUCUGGCUGAAUCAGGGUGUUCUGCAUUGUUUGUUUCCAACAGGAGUAGCACACAAGCUGUAAGAGCAGUAGUUAAAGAGCUGCCAAACCCUGUCCCAGUCUGCAUUUGCAUCUUGCAUGUGGCAGCUUCCAAAAUCCAAUCCUCCCAGGAAAAUCAGUGCAAGGAGAUAGGGGCUGAGGAGUUUCAGUUAGCCUUCCAGGUGGCCAAGAAGCUGUAGAAGAUUUUUGCGAAGACAAGCAACAAACGCAAUCCCAGUGACCCUUUGAGCAGUUCCCUCACUUAGUAUAGUCAAACUGAAGCUAGAGUCUUGCCUUUUUUUUCCAGGAGCAUGUGACAGUAAAAUACGCAGUGAAACGUGUUUGCAGGUCAUGCAGGCAGGGAAGAGUUUGUCCUCUGCAAGAGAAUCAGCAGAAGGCUCUGUGUUGUGUCUGCAUGUCCCUCAUGCCCACCCCUCUUCUGUCACCCCUAGAUUCGAGGUUAGUGAAAUACUUUUCCUUCUGCUGGUGGUGGAGGGAGGUCGUUCACAGAAUUUGGGGCUGCUCCGGGGGCCUCCGAAGGCCUGUGCCUGGCCCGAAUAGGGCCCUCAGCAGUGGUGCUGGCCGUGUCACUCUGACCUCUUCCUUUCGAGGGAGAGGAAGUCUUUCGCUGUGAACUUCUUCCUUCCUCCACCCCCUGCCACCCCUGGGGAAUUUAACUUAUAGCUGUUGUGUGCUGUGCUAUGAGAAAGCUUAGUCAGAAGACACUGCUGACCAGCCUGGCGCUGUGCUUCGCCCACAUCCUUUAGCACAGUGAAAGCAGCGUAGGCAGGAGCUGUGUGCCACGCUGCUCUCUGCCCUGCUGGAGAGCUCGGCACAGUCCUCGUGCUGCUGCUCGGGUGCCUGUAGGGAUCUGCUUCCAUGUCCAGUCAGCUGUCAGCGCUUUCACCUUCCUUACCCCUGGUCCCCUCUCCUGGAGGAGCUGUUCUGUCUGUGAGCAGCCUGCGAGGUGCCUGGCACAGAGGAUUUAUUUUUGUCCUUGUGUUCGAAGGGGGAAGCGUCCCCGUUUGCCCAAGUGGGGUCUUGUUUGAGACAGGCUCUUUGCUUCUCAGAGAGGAUAGGUGUGUUCCUUGUUGUUAUUUAGGGAAUGUUUUCUUGUAACACUUGCAAUAAACUGCUUUGUGGUCUGUAGCCCUCAGUAGGCAGUGAGGUGUGUCCUUUAGUCCGUUUGCCAGCUGGCAUCCUGUGUGUGUGUGUAGCAAGAUGUUCUCUGAGCAGAGCAGGCCAGCGCUGUGCGUGUGCAUAGUGUAGAGGUGUUAAACUGUGUUUAUUAUUGUUAAAAUGACUUUGAAGAGUAGCCCUACGUAUUUGUGAAACUCCACUCCAAUGACUACUUCCUUAUUUAAAUAGCGUAUUGCUAACCGGCCUCGCGCCACAAUUACAUGUACAGAGCAGCCAAAUGCUUCCCCUCAGCCUCACAGGAUGGGUGUGAGAUGUGCAGCACACAAAUAAAGGUCAGGCUUCACCACAGUGCAUGUGAUGAUGUCGGCUCACUGCUCCUCCGGCAGCACCCUCGCCAGUAUUGAUCUGUGCCCGCUGUGCACCACACGCCUGCGAACGCGAGUGAUUCACUGCGGAGAAAGCACUCGGGGAAGAAACGUGGAGGAGCUUGUUGGUAGCCCCAGAGCCGUGCUUUCUGCUGCCCACGGGCCAGCCGCGUGCAAAGGGCAGCUGUAAAAGCCUGUCCUCUUCGGGCGAGGAGAGGUCGUGUCUCUGAGUGUGGGUAGUUCACUUUGCCACCGCUGCUUUCUGAGUCUUGGAGAUCAGGUGAGAAGCCUGGCCGAGGAGUUGGCUAGUUCCUAGGUCAGGUCCUUUAUCCUAGAAGCUGGGCUGUAGUUUCCCUAGGGUGCUAAUGAGGAUGGAAACCGUGCUGUGGUGAGUACAAUGAGCUGAAGAGACCCGGGCUAUUUCCAAACCUUCGGAGCAGCUCUGGGGGUGCUGCUGCCCCACAGGGCCUGUUGGUAGGGCUGGCUUGGCAGGCGGCCGCCGCGCCCGGGUGGCAGACCUAGCUGUGUGCAUAGGAGGAGCCAGUAAUUACUCAUCAGCCUUCUGCUGCAGCAGGACUCCCUGCCCUUCAGUGAAUCAUCCUGCUCGUUAGCGAGGUACCUUCACUUGCCUCCCGCCCGCCUCUGGUUAGAGACUGCAGCUCUGCUGCUCUGUGAAGCCUUGGAAAAUGUUGCCCGUAGGUGUGUGCGCUCUGGACUCUGCUGCCGCCUCCUCCCUUUGCAGUUUCCACUCUGUUUUCUUCAGCUGUGGCAUUUAAAAUCUGUACGAGCUUGACUGAAGUCCUGUUUUUGCACACAUGUGAGAUAAUGUAAUGCCUCCCUGACAGCUUCAAUAAAAGGAAAUGAGACAUGCGGAAGGCAGGCCAUUAAGAGCAAUAAAAUAAACUCUGAAAUGUG